AUGGACUCGCAUAAAACACCUUGGGGAUCACAACAACACGUGUCCUACCGGCAGUCGACCUUCGUAGCACCAACGCCUGCCUUUGUAGCUCAUGUGCCCAACCUUUGCAGCACCGGCGCGAGGAGUGGGGCCGCCCUACAACGCCGAGCUACUGGCAUCGCAACACUGUGCAACGAAGUGGUUGCCUACCUUGCACCGUCUAGCAGCACUGGCCUCACAGCAGCGGCCACUCAUAGCCCCCUCCGACUCGAGGCGGCUUCACGUGCCUCUGCCAUUGCUGACGUUUCUGACGCCGUUGCACGGUCGUCCUAUCGGCCUCUCUGUGGGAAGAAGCAUCUGGGUUCUCCCUCUGCUCAGGAUCCACCCAAGGUCCAGAAGAGAUUAACAAAAGAAGAAAGAAGGGACAGGGUAGAGGAAUUUGUUGAGAAUUACAGGGCAUCACAUGAAGGAAAAUUUCCGUCUGCUACAUAUGUUCGUAAGCAGGUUGGAGGGUCCUAUUACGUAUUGUGGGCAUUACUCCAGGAACUGGAGUACAAUUCGAAGCUGAGGAGUGAUGUCAGUGAUGCCUCUUUCAACUCAACCAGAGAUGCCAGGACCAGCUUCGAGGGCAUAAAGGAAGAGACGGAUCUACCCGAAGUCCACAAGAGAAUGACAAGAGAAGAAAGAAUGGCCAGGGUAGAGGAAUUUGUUGAAAAAGGGAGUAUAUUACACAGUAAUGUCUUACAGCCAGCUGAUCAACUCUGUUUAUCAGAUGUUGGAGGGUCCUACUAUACAGUGCUGGCAUUACUCCAGGAAUUGGAGUAUAAUUCAAGACUCAAGAAUGAUGUAAGAAAUGCCUCUUUCAGCUCAGAAAACUUCAAGGAAAAAUACGGGCUCCACAAUAUCGAUCUCUCUCCAAGAGUUGCUGCUACCAACUUUCAGGGUGUAAAUGAAGAAAUGGCUAAAACUUCGGAACCUCUGGAUCUAAAUACUAAGCCACAACUUCCAAAAUGCCAUGGUAAAGCUGGAGCUGCCAAGCCAAAGUUAUCCCCAACAACUUGUUUGGAGGAUAAAAGUGAGCCAAUGGCAUCAGGUCAAACUGAAAACAACAAUGUGGUUAAGGCACAAAACCUCAAGAGGUACUGCUUGCAUUCCCUCACGCAAGAUCAACAAUUGAUUUACAAAUGA
Molecule: messenger RNA, 1167 nt
Organism: Triticum turgidum subsp. durum (durum wheat)
Lineage: Eukaryota; Viridiplantae; Streptophyta; Magnoliopsida; Poales; Poaceae
Source: the annotation of a GenBank genome assembly